AUGGAGCAGAGUACCUCUCGUUCUAUCCUGGCACUCAGGCUGCCAGACCCCCGUUUCAGCGUCGACUUUGCAAACUACGCUGUUGAUGCCAAAGCAGUUGCCACUUCUAGAAAGUACAUGCAGGACUUGUUUCCCGGCCAGAACAAGCCUUUACCGCCCCCAAGGAAUCAAGCGUCACGCCAUCCCAUUGCGCGUACAACACCAGCGUACGAGCUGCAGCAACGGCAAUGUUCCAAACAGAUGGCUUCACAGAUACCGGACGACAAAUGGGAUGCGCAUACGAUAGAGUGCAUGAUAAUGCUGGACGAUUCACCCAUGGACACCUCGGAUCGAUCUUCAGCUUCAUCAAAAUCAACAUUGGCCUCUUCUACAGCAACGUCCUUUACCGACACUAUAUCUACUAGCGCUACAAGUCACUUGGUACCUACGCCAGCGGCUACCAGCGGCCGGCAAACGUUGACGCCCAACUUUCUUCAGCUGCCAUCGACAAUAGUUGACCACAUAUUGUCAUACGUUUUCGCCGAAGAACGGGCCGUCUCCAUCACACCAUACCAGUCCCGCGUUGUGCCCCAGCAGCGUCGCCGCCAUCGUCACGGUCCGAAUGCCGUUGACAUACGAUCAUUCAUGAUGCAGCCUGCAUUGAUGGUAUGCAAGCAGAUUCGAGAGCUAGGGCUGGAGAUUCUAUAUCGCGACAGCCUUUUCCUUAUCGAUCUUUCCGAGGUCGAUAGCACAAACACGUGCAAUGAGAAGGACAACAGCAAGUACUGGGGGUGCUGGACAAGUAAUGUGCCUCCUCGAAUGGUUCGAAGUGCUCUUGCUCGUGCUUCAAACAUCCGCUUCCAACUUCCAGUCCCCAGUGCAGAGGCUAUGGUUGUGCGAAGUGCGACCAAGAGGAAGAAGGAUGCCCAGGAAGAGACAUCUAUCAUUGUCGAUUCUUUACGCGCAGUUACCAACCUGAUUACUGGGUUGAAAAAAUCUCAGACGUCCCAAACUGAGAGAUCUCGCUCAGCAAGCCCAGCUGGUCCGAAAAUCUUGCGUCGUAAGCUCAGCUUUCGAUCUGCAAAGCGUCCUGACUCAUUAGAAUUCGUAUGCCGUGGAGACUCACCACCACCACAGCCGAGAGAACCAUUGGAUACAUUAGAGGUUGUCCUUGUGAACAGUGAUGUAGACACUGAAGUACAUAGCAUGACGUUGGACAUGGUAGCGGUGUGCAGUAGCAUCCCUGUAUGCGGAAGCCUUGAGUACCAUCUGGAAAUCGACGGAAUGCGAAGGCUUUGGGCUAAGCGAGAGAAGGGGAAGUGGCUGGGUAGUGAGCCUGAUGGAAACAAAUUGCUUCGUGGUAUGUCACCGCCGUGCUCACAACUCAACAUGAAGACUCACAUGUACCAGAUUUAA
Alternaria postmessia is the source of this 1395-nucleotide messenger RNA. RefSeq lists its product as uncharacterized. The coding region runs from base 1 to 1395 and encodes 464 amino acids. The record is from RefSeq and is a predicted model, not a curated record. Lineage: Eukaryota; Fungi; Ascomycota; Dothideomycetes; Pleosporales; Pleosporaceae. The transcript has a single exon.